AUGCGCAUUUCAUCCGAUACCUAUCCGUUGGCGGAAGAGGUGCUCCUGCUGAACAGUUUAGCGGCACACAAGGCUGUGCUUCAGACCAACUGCUACGACUUCAUCAACCCGCCAUUCUUUGCACGAUUAAUUAGGGAAUUAGCAGGAGUCGGGGUAAUAUUGGCGGAUGGGGAAGACCACAAGGCAAAACGCCGCUUGAUAGCUGGCCCCUUCUCCGUCCCAAGUGUCAGGAAGAUGUUGCCUGUAUUCCAAAGCAAGGCUAAGGGUCUUUCUAUUGCAUUCACGGCCGCUCUGGAUGGUUAUACGCAGGGCUCCAUCCAAUUCAUGCCACUGAUAACCAAGGUGACUAUGGACAUUAUAGGGGUUACAAGUCUCGGGGUCGAAAUCCAAGAGCUUUUUUCGUCAAAGUUGAAUAUCGGCUUGCCUGAGCUAUACGACAGGCUUCUGCACCAGGACCCUCUGGGCACGCUCAUAUGGAUUGUCAACUCAUUCCUACCAAUUCGCCGUUUUGUGCCGCUGCAGGCGAACUGGAAAUUCGUAGAAGCAGGUCAGGAAUUGCGUUCACUGCUUCGAAGAGUGAUCAAAAAGCGCAUCCACGACAUGGGGGCGCGGGAUAAGAUUGCAGAAAAGUCGGAAAGUAGAGAUUUGCUGACAUACAUGAUAAAAGAGGCGCAUCAAAUCGAGGAAGAGACUGGGGAGUGGUGCUGGACUGAAGAUGACUUCCUCGAAUUGCUUUUAAAUUUCACACUUGCAGGCCACGAGACAUCGGCGAAUGCACUUGGAUGGGCCAUGUAUGUGUUGGCAACGAAACACGACGUCCAGGCCAGGUUGAGAGCAGAGGUUCAGGGGCUGCUAGAAAAGCACUCCGAGCCCGACUACGACCAUCUGCACGCCCUUCCGUAUAUGCACAACUUCUGUCGCGAAAUCCUGCGGCUAUAUUCCCCAGCGUACAUGGCAUUUCGUGCAGCAGAACACGACAUUGUAAUCGAAGGCACCUUCAUCCCAAAAGGAACGACCAUCAACAUCUGUCCAGCUGUAGAGAAUUUGAACCCACACCUAUGGGGUGAGGACGCGGGGGUAUUCAAUCCGGACCGGUGGGGUAACCUCACGGGCGAUGCCGUUAGUUCUUACGCGUUUGAGACGUUUAUUCAGGGUCCGCGGAUCUGCCCUGGUAAGAAUUUUGCCGUCACGGAGAUCAAGGCCAUCUUGGUCGAGCUUGUUAGAAAGUGGCGAUUCGUUGGGAUCGAGAAGAAUGACGGGAGACGGGAGCUAUUGACUGGCGGAGAGGAGGAGAUUGGAAGGGGCGUCAGACUUGAAAACCCCUCUCUUACUUUUAUUCCGGCUGGGGGAUUGCGGGUUAGAUUUGAACCUCUCUGA
This is a messenger RNA of Pseudomassariella vexata, 1377 nucleotides long. Its product is annotated as cytochrome P450. Gene Ontology annotation, molecular function: oxidoreductase activity, acting on paired donors, with incorporation or reduction of molecular oxygen; heme binding; monooxygenase activity. Lineage: Eukaryota; Fungi; Ascomycota; Sordariomycetes; Amphisphaeriales; Pseudomassariaceae. The record is from RefSeq and is a predicted model, not a curated record. The transcript has 5 exons. Bases 1 to 1377 code for a protein of 458 amino acids.